This is a messenger RNA of Helobdella robusta, 3132 nucleotides long. RefSeq lists its product as hypothetical. Gene Ontology annotation, biological process: protein import into nucleus. Lineage: Eukaryota; Metazoa; Annelida; Clitellata; Rhynchobdellida; Glossiphoniidae. The coding region runs from base 1 to 3132 and encodes 1043 amino acids. Gene Ontology annotation, cellular component: cytosol; nuclear envelope. The record is from RefSeq and is a predicted model, not a curated record. Gene Ontology annotation, molecular function: small GTPase binding. The transcript has 27 exons.
AUGCAACAACAGAACUCUGAAAAUGAUGAGCAUUCCACCAUUAGGAACGCCCUCGUGGAAAGUCUGACCGCCAUCUUGUCUCCAGAUCAUGCAGUAAGAAAUUCUGGAGAGGAUCAUUUGAAGACUUUUGAAGUUUUUGAAGAUUAUUUUGGAUUAUGUUUGGCUGAAAUAGUUGUGGAUGCUGGUAGGCCCCUUGCCAUUCGACAGCUGGCUUCUGUACUUCUGAAACAGCAUGUGGAAGCACAUUGGUCAUCUUGUGGUGAAAAGUUUGUUCAGCCUGCUAUGAAACCUGAGGUGAUGGCCAAAAUCAGACAGAUAAUUGUGGUUGGUUUGAAGGAUCCAGUCAUAAAGAUUAGGUCGGGUGUUGCGUACGUGAUAUCUGCAAUGGCAACCUGGGACUGGCCUGAGACCUGGCCAGAACUACUGGACAUCUUGGUGGAAGGCCUAUCCAGUGGCCACCCGGACUACACGCAUGGCUGUAUGAAGGUUCUUACCGAAUUCUGUAGAGAAAUUACAGGCAAGCAGCUGAACCAAGUCGUCCCUGCCAUCUUCCCACAGUUAUGCAACAUACUCCAAGACCAUCAAAAAUUUGAAGUGAGGACCAGAUCAAGAGCAGUGGACAUUUUUGCCACCAUCGCAAACCUCAUUGGUCUAAUAUGCGACACUGAAAAGAACCCGGCAAGACUUCUUCUGUAUCCAAUCCUACCCCAGUUCGUGCAAUCAUUCUUCUUCUACCUCAAAACUAAUGAUGUCCUCAUAUCAGACACUGGCAUGAAGAUUGAAAUUGUUAAGGCUUUCACAGUUUUAAUAAGAAACUUUCCUAAUCACAUGGUUGAAUGGAUGCUGCCACUGCUGGAGAGUAUGUGGGUGCUACUAAUUACCACAACUGAACAGUACAUCCGUGAGGUCGUCAAUACGUCUGUAGUCUCUGAGACCAAUGCUGGCUCUGGUUGCGAAUUAGUGGGCUAUGAAAAUUUAAUAGAAACUUUGUUUGAACUCGUUCACCUCCUCAUCAAAAUUUCAAAGUUCAAAGGUCGUGUCAAGAAGGAAAUCAGCAAUUUGUUCUAUUACAUUGUUCUCUGUCUGCAAAUAACAGACGACCAGGUGAGAGUUAUUCAAAAUUGGACAGCCAAUCCAAUCUCGUUUAUAGACGACGAAAGCGAGGAUAUGUACAUGAAUAAUUUACGAGUUGCAUGUCGUGAGAUUCUACUUGCACUGUUUGAACAGUUCCUCAAGGUGUCUGUCCCGGCACUGCACAUCUGCUCACAGAAGCUCAUUCAGCAGGCUGAUAUCAUGAGGACGAAUAAUGACCCUGGCUGGUGGAAGUUGUAUGAAGCAACUCUGCACUCAAUAAGUUUGGUGAGAGAGUUUUUAUAUCCGGAUGAAGACGAGUGCAAUGGUGGGGUCGAUUUUGACAUCGUGGGGCUCCUUCAGAACUUCAUCCUACCCAUCCUUCCACAAAAUGUUUCUCCAUUUUUGAUCGGUCGAUCGAUCCUGCUGGCAUCCAAAUUUUGUGAUGUUUUACCUGCUGAGCUGAACGAUAAGUUCAUGACAGCAACUGUAGCCAGCUUAUCUGCGGGCCAAGCAACUUGCUUGCGAGUUUUUGGCAUAAAAGCCAUCAGCAACUACUGCAAACACUUGAAAUCUCAACCAUUAUCUCUGCAGCCGCACAUUGAAGGAAUGGUGAAAGGAACUCUGUCCUCCAUCAGCGAGUUAACUUCUAAGGAGCUCUCAUUGAUUCUGCAGGCUCUGGCUGUCAUUCUAAAGGUAGAUGAGCACUUCACUUCGAUGCUGGAACCAGAUGCAUCGGCUAUUGUUAUCAGUAUUUUUCUUAAAUACAGUUCAGAUCCCAUAAUGUUGGAUCUCACUCAAGACAUCUUCGGCAUCUUGGCAAAGAAUAAACUCUGCAUAUCCCCAUUCACUCAUCGAAUCUUGCCAACAAUACUGACUGUACUUCAAACACCGAUUAAUAAAAGUCCAUUUUGCAUGCAGUUUGUGGGUUUAGAGAUUUUAACCACAUUGGUCCGAAACAGCACCUAUCCUCUGGAUGAUUUACUGAUACAUCAAGCUUUUCCAGCUGCUUACCAGUGCACACUGACCACUGAGGAUAGUGCUGCACUUCAGAAUGGAGGUGAAUGUAUGAGAGCCUACGUGUCAGUUGCACUAGAACAAAUUCUAAAUUAUCGGGAUGAAAAAGGUUUCAAUGGCGUGUUCUAUGUCAUACAGAUCAUAAACAGAUUACUCGACCCAAAAACCUGCGAGUUCACGGCUACCUAUGUUGGCAAACUGAUCAACCUUCUUAUCUCGAAGAUGGGUUCCCAGUUGGGAGAUAAUCUUGAAUUUCUCCUCAAAGCUGUCCUCAGUAAAUUGCAGCAAGCCCGAACUCUUACUGUUGUUCAGAGUCUGGUCCUUGUUUUCGCCCGCCUCUUCCAGUCGCAGCACAUUGCAGUCAUCGAGUUUUUGUGUAGUGUUCCAAGUCCCACAGGCCAGUCGGCUCUCGAGUUUGUCCUCAAUGAAUGGUGUUCUAAACAGCAUCUAUUCUUUGGUGAUUACGAUAGGAAAGUCAGCUCAAUAGCUCUAUGCAAGUUGGUUGAAUACUCUCUGACCAGCAAUGAUGAUAGGAUAAAGUUGAUCGAAACGAAAGGUGAGCAGAUACUGCCUAAGGACGAUGGAUGCGUCAGAACAAGGUCAAAAUCUGCAAAAGCUCCUAUCAAGUGGACGGUCAUACCGUUGUUGGUGAAAAUGUACAAGCUGCUGGUCAACGAGCUGUCCAAUCAAAUUGAACAAAAGUUGUCAAAAGAUAUAAAUGAUAAGAACAGUGGUGAUGACGAGGACGGCAUGGACGAUGACGAUGAUGACGCCUGCUCUGAAUCUGACGAUGAAAACCUAUUUGAUUUUAUGAACGAAUACAUUAUAAUGAUAAAUACUUCCUAUUCAGAGUUUGAGUCUGACGGUGAGGAGCACUAUUUGGACCCCGACGACGCCAGCGAUCCCGUCAACCAGAUCGACCUACAGGCUUACAUCACAGAUUUCUUGCGUACACUAUCUCAACAGCCUUGCUAUAGACUCUUCACCGAACACCACAACGAGUCAGAGAAGAAGGUCCUCAACAUGGUUGGAAUUUCAGUUUGA